Messenger RNA from Trichobilharzia regenti, 1487 nucleotides. NCBI's taxonomy places the organism in Eukaryota, Metazoa, Platyhelminthes, Trematoda, Strigeidida, Schistosomatidae. The record is from the annotation of a GenBank genome assembly.
GAAUACCAAAAGUCUUAGCACCAUGUCGGGUCAAAUGGCAUGUUCAAAAAACUGCCCUAUGGCUGAGAAAGUACGCUCCAUCAUAUAUUGGCGAAAACCAAUCGUAACAGGCGCUGUGCUGGCUGUUUUAUUGACAGUGGAGUUCAGCUUCAUGUGUCUUUCUGCUAUCUCAUUUGUUGCCUAUAUUGGAUUAGCGCUUCUUGUUUCUGUCAAUCUGAUGCGUUUAUACUAUCAAUUUAUCGCAAAAACAGAACAAAAUUUCAUCAGGGAAUACUUGGAGCGGGAGAUUACAGUGCCAGAAGAAAAAGCAGUUAAUGUUGCUCGACGUCUGAGUGAAGUUGUGAAUAAAGGAAUUGUACGUACCAGAGAGAUAUUCUUGUUGACCGAUCCUGGUGCAUCAAUAAAAUUCGCUGUACUUCUAUACCUACUGACAUAUAUUGGCGCUCAGUUCAACUUCUUAACACUAUGCGUUCUGUUUACUAUCGGUAUCUUCUGUGUUCCAAAGUUUUAUGAACGCUACCAACCGGAGAUCGACAAAAUGAUGGAACUGGCGAAAUCAAAGUUGGCUGUCGUAUCAUCACAGAUAAAAACACAAGUUGAAAAGUUGCCGAUUAUUGGUGGUGGUCGAAAACAAAAGACUCAAUAAUCAAUAAUCUAUCCGACCAACUAACUAAUUAACUAAUCCAAUAUAUAUUAUACAAAUCUUUCCAAAUUCUAUAGACAACGAUGCUUUUCCAAAGCGACCUUUUCAUUCAUUCUCUUUUUUUUGUGAAUAUAAGUGUGGACUUGUAAAGCAUACAAGCAAAAGUGGUAUUCUUCCUUUUCGUGCACAUCUUAUUUUGUGUGUGUUUUUUAUAUGCCCCCGUCUGUAUCCAAGGCGUCAUACUAGCCCUUUCUUCGUCUUUUUUCCCAUAAUACAUUGUUAUCCAUCCUAUAAACAUAAUUCUAAUAUAAUCAUUGUUUAAAAUAAAUGUUUGACGAAGUUAAACUACGCUUGAAAAAGAGAUAGUGAUUAUAUUAACCUUUUUUCAGUAAAAGAAAAACAAACAAACAGAAUGCGUCUACACAUCUGUUGUUCUACUAAGGUUUAAAAUGUCAAUUUUUUUUUUCAAUAACUACUGUAAUGCCUAUUUUUUAUCACAUCUUCUUGUGUAUUAUUUCCAAUUAUAUUGAAGAUACACUUACCCAUUUGAAGUGUGUUCUUGUAAUAACUGCAGUAUGAUGUAAUUUCGUCAUCGUUUUCUUUGUCCUUAGUGAUGGUAAACGAAUCCACUUUAGCUAUUGUUAUUUUUUCUUCUUCUCAGUUCAUAGUUUUCUUUCCAUUUUGUCUAGUUUAUUGCUAAUUAUUGUAAUUCAUCAUUUAAAUGUCUGUUGGUUUUUUGUGAAGGGCAUUUAAUGACAUAUUAAUAUUGUUGUUAUAAUAACUGAAUAUUUGUGGGUGGUUUUUGUUUUCAUUCAAGGGAAAAAAGAGUGUUUGUCUAUUUAUU